Messenger RNA from Pichia membranifaciens NRRL Y-2026, 1311 nucleotides. RefSeq lists its product as hypothetical. The annotation marks the transcript as partial. The record is from RefSeq and is a predicted model, not a curated record. Gene Ontology annotation, biological process: phosphoenolpyruvate transmembrane import into Golgi lumen. NCBI's taxonomy places the organism in Eukaryota, Fungi, Ascomycota, Pichiomycetes, Pichiales, Pichiaceae. Gene Ontology annotation, molecular function: phosphoenolpyruvate transmembrane transporter activity; antiporter activity. Gene Ontology annotation, cellular component: endoplasmic reticulum; Golgi apparatus. The transcript has a single exon.
UUGCCGAUGGUCAACCUCAAGUUGAUCUCCUUGUGCUUCAUCUGGUACCUCACGUCCGUCGUGUCGUCGUCCACAACCAAGGAGAUCUUGAAAGACUUCAAAUACCCUGUCACGCUCACGGAAAUCCAGUUCGUCAUGAGCGGCAUCUUCUGCAUGGUCCUGCUCAUCUCCGUCAAGUACGCCAAACACAUGCUCAACGUCAAUUGCUUCAAGAACUUCCCCGACGGAACGUUCCCUCCGCUCCUGACAGACACACACUACUCCGUCCGGAAAAACUUCCUCUAUCCAUCCUCCUUGAUCUUGAAAACAACCGUCCCGAUGGGCAUGUUCCAGUUCAUCGGCCAGAUCGCCUCCCACAACUCCACCUCCAUCAUACCCGUCUCCCUGGUCCACACCAUCAAGGCCCUCUCCCCUCUGACAACAGUCCUCAUCUACAGAGUCGUCUUCAAGAAAAAGUUCUCUUUGAAAACCUACCUCACUUUGAUACCCUUGGUCACCGGUGUCAUGCUCUGCUGCACUAGAAACGACAACUUGAACAUCUCGGACUCCCUCUUCUUCAAGGGCAGUGCCUUUGCCUUUAUCUCCAUGCUCAUCUUUGUCUCCCAGAACAUUUUCGCCAAGAAGAUCCUCACCUGGGACGAUGGCUCCUCCACAAAGGAAACCUUGAAGCCAGACCCCCACCAAAGCACCAACUCCGACGAUGAGGACGACGAGGACGUUGAGCGUAGAGCAAAGGACUUCUUGAACAGAUUCAAUUGGAGAAUAACGCGUGCCGAAUCGGCCACUUCAACCCCAAUCUUGCCAAUCUCCAUGUCUCCUCCAAAGACUCCUAAAUCCAUUUUCAACAUGUUUGGAGGCUCAUCGGCCCCUCCUUCCCCAACGUCGCUCCCUGAACUCUCGGGUUUUAACGUCAAGGGUAACUACAACCUCUCCAACAGCAGCAGCCAGAAACUUGACAAAAUCUCCGUCUUGUUCUAUUGCUCCGUCGUCGGGUUUGUCUUGACGUUACCUUUCUAUUUGCUAUCCGAGUACAGAAACAUGAACAACAAAUUGCAGUUUUCCUUGUCCGACCUCAACCCAGAACUCACCUAUUUGAUCCUCAUGUACGGAUUAUCGCACUUUGUCCAAUCUUUGAUGGCGUUCCAGAUCUUGGGCAUGGUGUCGCCUGUCAAUUACUCCAUUGCCAACAUUCUAAAGAGAAUAAUCAUUAUUUCGUGCAGCAUUCUCAUUGAGGGAAUCACCUUGAGUAUGCAACAAUGGGUCGGUUUGACAUUGACCUUUGUUGGCCUGUACUGCUACGACAAAUGGGGU